Molecule: messenger RNA, 22872 nt
Organism: Lymnaea stagnalis (great pond snail)
Lineage: Eukaryota; Metazoa; Mollusca; Gastropoda; Lymnaeidae
Source: the annotation of a GenBank genome assembly
GUUGGAUACACCAGUUGGAUACAUUAGUUGGAUGCACCAGUUGGAUACACCAGUUGGAUACAUUAGUUGGAUACACCAGUUGGAUACACCAGUUGGAUACACCAGUUGGAUACAUCAGUUGGAUACAUCAGUUGGAUGCACCAGUUGGAUACAUUAGUUGGAUGCACCAGUUGGAUACAUUAGUUGGAUGCACCAGUUGGAAACACCAGUUGGAUACACCAUUGGAUACACUAGUUAGAAACACCAGUUGGAAACACCAUUUGGACUCACCAGUUGGAAACACCAGUUGGAUUCACCAUUUGGAAUCACCAGUUGGAUACACCAGUUGGAAACACCAGUUGGAAACACCAGUUGGAAACACCAGUUUAAUAAAUUAAUGAAUGUGCCGGAAAUUCAAACAAUUUCUCUGUGAAGCAAUUAUGUGUGCUUACCAUCCCAUUGUAUAACAUUGAGUGGAUGCGUCCUGUCUAUAUCGUGAUUGUAGGUUCGGAAAAAAUAUUAAUACUCCAACUACGGCUCAUAACUCACUGAAAAAUAACCACUUUUAUUGUGCAUGAAUUUGAAAUCAACAAAAGACUAAUUUGUUUCUUUGUAACUGCCAAAGGUCAGAGCUGUUUCAUCGCCGUGACUCUGAAAUCCUUUUUUAAAAAAAAUUAAAUCUCUUGUUAAUCAGGAGGGGAAAUUUGAUAUUUUAAAAAUAUAGUGAAUUCCAUAGUUGAGCUCAGCUAGAAAGUCAAAAUGGCCGAACACUGUCUCGUUUACCUUCUGCUGCACGUCAUUUGCAUUCUGGUCAGUCCGAUUCCCGGAUGUCAUUCCCGCAGUUGUGAUAAAAUAAACGCGGCUUUUACUGUCGGGGACGACAACGCCACCUACAUUCUGAGCGGGACACAGUUCAUCAAGUACAGCUUUGUCCACGACAGCGAGGAAACGGUCGGGGGACUCUCAAAACUUGGGCUGUCCCCGGGACUGGUGAAACCGGAUGCCGCGUUCACGAUGAACGGGGCUGUUCAUAUUUUGAAACGUUGUGAGAUCUUCAGGUAAACCGCGUGGUGGCCGAUCUAUUAACCCUACGGUUUAUAGGGCCGAUAAUUGUAUAACUAAUAGCUACUCUCUCUCUCUCAUGCCCAGUUCACACGAUCAAAUUUUCGUCUAAUUUUCAAUCAUACAUUUGAUUCUAUUUUUGUAUGGAGCCUUCUCACAACUUACAAAUUACCAUUUGAUCAAAUUCUCAUUUCUGUCCAAAGAAUUCACGCACAAAAUAGUGCGUUCAUACAAAAAUUAUUGGACGCAAAUAUGAUCGUGUGAACCGAGCAUUAUUCUCUGCGGACACACUAGAGACAACUCAAUGGUUCAAAGCACUGAGCAUUUGUAUUUUAUUUUCGUUUUAAGAAAUUAUGAUGAAGUCAUUGUAUGGGGGUUGUAUUUCCAGAUAUCGAAUGUCGGGGGAGGCCACCUUUGUGAAAGAAGGGGAAACAACCACGCACUCUCUCGGUCUCCCGUGUGACGUUGAUGCGGCAAUCAGUUGGGCGGGGCAUGUCUUGGCUUUUAAAGGUAUUCAUCGUGUACUUCCGGUCAUCGUUCACUUCCGGUCAUCGUUUACUUCCGGUCAUCGUUUACUUCCGGUCCAGUACACCUGGCCGUCGGGAGGUUAAAGACGACUUUAAGUGGCAGCAUAAAAUUCUCCAUGUCAAAGAAAUGACGCCGUUAAACAUAUUAUUUACGUUUUCAGGCUGCAAUAUUUGGAAAUACGACGUCAGCACACACCAGUUUGAACCGGAAGGUCCCGUGGAGAAGCGCGGCUUGCCGUGCAACCUAGACGCCGCGGUGCAGUGGAAAUCGUCCGGCGCCAUCUUCGUCAGAGGGGCGCAAUUUUGGAAGUUCGACACCGUGAUGCGGGGGCCCUUUCACACCGACGAGCUAAAUAUCUGCUCGUGGUACCUGUGCGGCGAGGCUGACUGGAUGAGAGAGAAGCGCGUGGGGAAUAUGUCGUGCAACGGAGACGAGAGGUUAGACUCUAUGUCAAUACAAUAUCUUUUUUUAUUUUAAAAAUAUGUAAGAGUCUAUAUCUGAUUUAAGGCUAGAUUGUUGUUUUGGGGAUUUCGUGGCUUAAACCUGGAAUGGAGAACAUAUGAACACGGAAUAGGGGGAAAACUGGAAAGACGACAAACAAAAUUGCAAAAAAAAAAGAAAAAAAAUGGAGAAUGUAUCUGAUGCUGUGUGAAGUCGGAGGGAAAAUUCUGCAGAGCUUGGUCGCAGUACUCCACUUUGUGAAUUUUAAUUUUUAAAUCGGGAAUAAAGCGAACAAAUAACCUACAUUUAUCAUAUAGAUAUUAUGUAAAUAUCGUACACAAAUCAUACAGAUAUCAUGUACCAUAUAAAUAUUAUAAAGAUGUCAUACACAUAACAUACACAUAUUUUAUACAACUAUCACACACACAUCAUAUGAAUUUUGUACAAAUAUAACAUAAAUAUCAUACAAUAAUGAGAGUUUCAACAGCUUGAAAUGUAAUGAAGAAGACAUCUCUUGGUGAAAGUCUGAUUGGCUAAGACAAAAUGUUGACAAAAUUACCGUUCGAAAUUGCUCUGACCUCCAUGUCUUUUUCGAGAAUUCAUACCUUUAUUUGUCAGUAGUAAUAAAUGUGUUUUUUCGACACAAAAUCAAAGAAAAUCAAAUAGUGUUUCCCCUUUUAUUUCUUUAUCGGUUGGACAUACUGAGUGAGACCUCGUUUUAGACAAUCCUUCAGAGAUUAUCGCCCAUAUAGAAGAGUCGCAUUCACAACAAUUUAGAGCGUUUUUAACAUUCAAAACAUUUUUUUUUUUUUUUUUAAUCUUGAUUUUCAUGGAUUUAAUUGUUCUUUUUUUAUUCAACCCCAAAAUUUUUUAAUAUAUUUUUUUUUAAAUUAACAUUCACAACAAUUUAGAGCGUUUUUAACAUUCAAAACAUUUUUUUUUUUUUUUUAAAUCUAGAUUUUCAUGGAUUUAAUUGUACUUUAAUAAUCCAACCCAAAAAUUGUUUAAUAUAUUUUUUUUUAAAUUAACAAUCUGGCGUCAAUAUUUCAUUAUGCAAAAAUAAGUAAAUCAAGUCUAGCACAAGGGAAUACAGUAGCAAAUGUAUCAGUGCAAUGCAUUCCUAUACCAAUCUAUAUGGGGCGCUAUGCCGGGAUGUCGUUUGUGCUUUAUUUCCUCAGCCAAAAAGGACCGUUCUUAAUUUUGUUAAAAAAUAUGUUUUUGCUGCAUACACUUAUUUUCUUGUCAGCAGAGUAAAUAAAAGGAAAUUUUGUUGAAUUCCAAGCCGCUAUUUUAUCCACUAGACUGUGCCCGCUGAGGCUGGACCAGGUAACGAUGGCUGGACUACACAAUGCAGGCUCUGGUUACGAUGAGGUCGGGUUUGGUUUCCUCAAUUGUUGGCUACAGAACCACGCCUUGUCCAUCAACAAGCAAAUGAAACUUGGUUUGUAUUUGAUAAUGUAAAAAAAAAAAGGGGGGGGGGUUGAAUGGCCGAGUAGUUAGCGCCUCGCUGCUUGUUUUCCCCAGGAGAAUGACCAGGUAACGAUGGCUGGACUACACAAUGCGGGGUCUGGUUACGAUGAGGUCGGGUUUGGUUUCCUCAAUUGUUGGCUACAGAACCACGCCUUGUCCAUAAAAAAGCAAAUGAAACUUGGUUUGUAUUUGAUAAUGUAAAAAAAAAAAAGGGGGGGGGGUUGAAUGGCCGAGUAGUUAGCGCCUCGCUGCUUGUUUUCCCCAGGAGCAUGCCAGAUUUAUUGCGAUUCUAUGCAAUUUUUUUUGUUUAAAUGUGGAGGUUUGUUUGUUUGUUGACACUGAUCUAAACUCAAGGGUCGGGCUUGGUGAUGCGCUGCGCAGGAGAAGCCAAUUCCUCAGAGGGGGUGGAGAAGAAAUAUAAUCGAUUUUACUUUAAUAUACUGAUCUCAAUUUGAACUUGUGCCAGGCCCUUGACGUCACGACAUUGGUAAAUUAAUAGAAAGUUGAGUGUGAGCGCGGGACGUUGGUACAACACCAGACAGUUUAAUACAUGAUGUUGGACGUUGGUACAACACUAAACAGUUUAAUAUGUGAUGUGAGACAUUGGUACAACACUAGACAGUUUAAUAUAUGAUGUGAGACGUUGGUACAACACCAGACCGUCCAUUACGUGUGUGACGUUGGUACAACAUUAGACAGUCCAAUAUGUGUGCGACGUUGGUACAACACUAGAAUAUGCUAAUUGCUCUAAACUCUAAACGGUGUAAAAAUCCCGUAUACACUAAUUUAAACCAACUGUUUAUAAAUCUGGGGGGGGGGGUGAAGAAAAAAAUUAUAAUCUGAUAGCAGUUGCUCGAGGACCUAACCUCAGUCACAACAGUUUGAGUAGACAUGCUGUCCUAGAUUGGACAGCUCAGUCGGUACAGUUUAAAUGGACAGGCUGUCCUAGAUUGGACAGCUCAGUCGGCACAGUUUAAGUAGACGGGCUGUCCUAGAUUGGACAGCUCAGUCGGCACAGUUUAAGUAGACGGGCUGUCCUAGAUUGGACAUCUCGGUGCAAGGUCAUAGAGGACUGAAAGUGCAUAUGGUAUAAGAUUAAAAACCGAGUGGCAGACGGCUUGUCAGGUAGACCGAAACUGGGUGAAUCGAUAACGUAGAGCUGGAUGUACAUUAUUAACUGGUAGUCUGUACUGUCAGUGGCGUAGGAAGGGGGAAGGGGGGGGGAGCCACGCGGUCCAGCCUAGGUGACAAUUUUUUCCCCUUCAAAGGGGUGGGUUGCAUUUUUGACCGUCGAGUACAACGAAAAGAAAGAGAUCUUAGGGAGCUAAAUAAGCUUGGCAUAAUUUUAUUUUAACAUCAAUUAUUACCCAUUAUUUUGAGAUACUGGAAGUUUUGAAAGCGUUGGUUUUAUUCCAAUCAGUGUAAUUAGCUUUUCAUUCCGACCCAGUUAAAUAGAAAUAAAGGGAGGGGGGGGGAGAUAAUGAACAAAUCAAUUCUUCGUCUAACAGGAUAGCCAAUCAGAUGUCGGUAUUAUUUUGAGAGAUAUUUUCUUUUGAUGACGUAGAGUGACAUGAAAUAACAAGCUAAAUGGAGGCCUGUGUGACAGAUGUAAUAAUAUUCGGUAACACUAAAACAACAACAACAACAACGACAACAACAACAACAACAACAACAACAACAACAGAAGAAUGCUUUAGCCCAGGUGUAGCCAACCUUUUUAGCUGGCGGGCCAAAUUUGAGAAAUAAUAUUUCCUGCCGGACCACGAACCUAAUUUUGUUAGUUAAUUAAAGUCAACAAGUAAGCGUGCUACACUUUCGACCACAUCGUCACUUGCCAGCAGGUGAGAUCGUGGUCAAAUGCUUGCCGGGCUUAAUGUAACAAAAAAAUACAACAAAUUGAUUUUUUUUUUAAUUUUGUAAAAAAAAAUAAAACAUAACUGAGAAUCAAACUUAUUUAUAGACAAUUUAAAAAUAUUUCAAAGUGAGACACCUGACUUCGUCUUGCAGUCUGCAGAACUAAGUGCAUCAAAAUUGACCUCGUCUGAUGUUGUCGCUACACGCAAACAGUUCUCCAAAUGAACAUCAGUCAUUCGUGUUCUCACUUGUGAUCCGAUGUGCUUCAUAGGACUUAAAAGCUGUUCACACGCAUACGUAUUUCCAAAUAGCGAAACCGUCGAAAGAGCAUGUUUGUAAAACCCAGGAUAUUUAUUCUUGUCCAAAUACGUUUUGUAAAGCUCUCCCAAAACCAUCUUGGUGGAUUUUCUUCUUUAACUGUGUAUCACAACGCAUCUCAGUGUUCCAUUUGUAAUCUUUCCGGUAAUAAAUUCACGUCUAUCGCGAAUGGUGUUGUAAAUGCACACAAAAAAAUCACAUGAUGUUGGUUUUUUUUUUUUAAUCCAUAAAUCGGUUUUCAAAUUCGAGGUUUAAGUCAGAUGUCAAAGAGUCAGCGUAUUUACCCACCGCAUCCUGUGUGCACGUCUGGUUAUAAUGACAAUGUUGGAAAGUGAGUCAAGUUUUUGUCCUCAACUGUUGUUCCCAAAGACCAAGUUUCAUUUGAAAUGCAGAAAUAUGAUCAUACAUCUUAUUAAUUGCUCUUCAUCUUGUAGAAGAGUAUUGAUGUCAUUUAGGUGGCAAGUUCUAUCGACCAGAAAUGCAAAGUCACAAACCCACUCAAACUCUUGAACACUUAGUGACUUGCUUGCAAAGAAUUAUUGUAUUCCUUGCUGCAAAUCAAACACUCUUUUCAACAUUUCGGCACGGGUCAGCCAUCUUACAUCUGCAUCAAAUGUAACGUCAUUAUAAUCUGAGUCCAAAGACUUUAGAAAUUCUUGGAACUGACGGUGAUUCCACCCGUUCGACUUAAUGAAGCUCACUAUUUUGACGAAUAUUAUCAUGACACGGUCCAUUUUGAGGGACUUCGAGCAUAAAUUCUUAUAUGAAUAAUGCAAUCAAAAUUUAGCAUUGAAGUAUUACCGACUUUGGAGGCUUCAUUUUCAAUCAAUUUGACUAAACCUUCAUGUUUCCCAUCCAUUGCUGGAGCACCAUCCUUUGUUAAGUCAAAUACUUUGUUAAGACUUAAACUUCAUGUUUCCCAUCCAUUGCUGGAGCACCAUCCUUUGUUAAGCGCUACAAGUUGUUAAGUUGUAAAUUUCGAUGUAACUUUUGCCUCUGACAAAGCUCGUGGCUUAGUAGUUAAGUGGAUAGAGUGCCACUUACUCUUCUGUCUUUUUUUAAAAUGGACAUCAACACCCCUGAUAAAAUUUGCCGGUCGGACAGUAUCUGCCAUAUCUGCGUGCUUUCAUCAAUAAAAUAUAAACUGGGAUGCUCGACCCUUCAAAUUAUCUUCAAUAUAUUUUCCAAUGUCGUCCACACGCCUUAUAGUAUUAGCCUGACCAGACAGACUUAUGCUUGAGAAAUCCUUCUUCUUCUCUGGAAACAGAAUUUCAACGACGCUCUCCAAACAUUCUUUAACAAUUUCACCAUCUGAAUAAUGUGGCUUCGAUUAUUUUUUUUUCCUUAUAGUAUCAUGACUAUUGCAUAACUAGCUUUUACACAGCAUGUUGACUCUGCUCUACUCGAGCAGAUUCAUUUAGUUUUGCAGAAUUUUGUGUUUAAAGUCAUUUACUUGGUCUUGUCGAACUUGCCCUUUGUACUUAUCAAAGUUAUUCGCAUGUUUGGUCUCAUAGUGUCGUUUGCUGUUAUACUCUUUCAAAAAAAAAGUAAACAGAUUCAUUGCAUAUCAAGCAUAUGGGUUUUGCUUUAUAAAAAUAGUUUAUAGUCAACCUGUCUUGAAAAUUUAUUAGUCUUCUGUGAUUCUUCUCUUCUUUGGUCCAACGUCUUUACUAGUUGACGUUAUGGUAGGCCUUCGUUUUUAACUGAAAAAAAAAAAAAAAAACACGGGUAUACUAAUUAAUAAUAAUGAAUUAAUUUAAAUUACAUAAAUAAAGCGUUUUGAGGUUUACUUGCCUUUAAUAUCGAUAUGGUAGACAGGAAACUUGGUUAAAGUAGUUUGAAAUCUUAUUAUAAAUAAUAUGAUGAAUAUGUAUUUUAACGCCGAUCGCAAACUCUCCCCAGACGCAGUGGCGAUAGUAGAACGAAACUUACAGAAUAGCACGGAAUUUCGUCAAGCUGUAUACUGCAAGUCGUUAUGAGUAUGAGCCCGAUAGCGUUGCGAGCUUCCCGAACACGUCGAAGACCACAGAACAUAUAUUAUAUCAGAAGUUGAAUUCUCAUAUUAAAUUUUAUCAACAGCUAACGUCGGAGAAAAAAAAACUAAGUAACCUUGAGUCUCAAAUAGCGGGACAUUUGAAAUAGCUAAAAUCCUUUAUGAUUUUUACCCGGAAAUGCGUUUUGUUUAAAAUAGCUCAAAAUCAAUGCAUGUUCCCAAAAUUUGCGAGAUAGUUCAAAUUUCUCUUAGCUAUAAUAUAAAAAUAUAUGUUUUGAACGACUCAAGAUGUAAUGUUCAAAAACUCUGUUUAAAAAUGUACUAAGAGUUGUUUUUUAAAAAAUGAGAAAUUCAACUUUCAGAUGGCCCGGUUUGUAUAUAGAGAUAAUUUAUUUAGGCCCGGUCCAUAGGUGGGGAUAGUUUAUUGUAGUUGGCCCCGUCAAUAAAUAGUGAUAGUUUAUUGUAGUUGGCCCCGUCAAUAAAUAGUGAUAGUUUAUUGUAGUUGGCCCCGUCAGUAAAUAGUGAUAGUUUAUUGUAGUGGGCCCGGUCCAUGGAGAGUUAAUGAUUAUUGUGUUAUGAAUACAAGUAUUGCAGCUCUGUGAUUUAUUUUCAUGUAUUGCAGCUGUGUUAUGUAUUCAUGUAUUACAGCUCUGUGUUAUGUUGUCAUGUAAUGGAAUCGAAAUCCGUGUUUUCAUUUACAUCUUAUGUCUUAACCACUUUACACACACUAAAACAGUCAGAUGGAAAAAACCAAAAAAAACAAACAAACAAAAAAGACCACUAAUCUCAGGUAUACGUCACCUUGACAUUGAUCCCUGCUACGACACGUGCGGUCUGCUGGGCACGUGCCACAGUUUCGUCUGCGGCGGAAGCAUCUGCCCCAUCAUCAAACAAGUCAGAAGCUUCCUGCGGGACAACAAGGACGAGGUCGUCACCAUCAACUUCAACCAUGAAAUUGUCAACCCUGAGAAAGUCUUCCAAGGACUGAACCGACAACUCCAGGUUUGUAUCUGUUGACUGGGAGUUUUUUUUUUUUUUUUAAAAAGACUUUCUCUCUACUCGCAUUUCUAUCAUGUUUGGUUGUUUGUCGUACUUUUUUAGUUGACACACGCGACACUUUCGUUCAGUCGAUUGAGUCGUUGUCGUGCAGUGAUCACCAGGUGAACAGGAUUGGCGGGUUGACACGUUCGCUCAAACUAUGGUUGACAGCGUCUGUUUUGUUGAGUAAACGGGUGGGUAGGGGAGCUCAGAUCUACUUUUUAGUUAUAUGCCUAGAUAUAGAGUUAAGCCAUUUAUAACGGGAUUUUGUAAGCAUUCGUUGUUUAAAAAAAAAAAGUAAAUGAUUUUAAUUUUGUAGGUAAUUUAAAUAUUGCAAUUUUAAUACUAAAAAAAUAGAAAAUAUUUUUUGAAAAACUUUAAAAAAAUUAUUUUUGAUCAAAAACAAGUUUAAAGACAUUAAAAGUGAGAAAAUAAUGUAACAUUUCUUAAAAUACACCACGCAAACAAAGUAUGUGUAGUAAAUAUUUUUUUUAAAAAUAAUUUAAAAACAUUUUUACAUUUUUUUCUGCAAUUUGAAUCCUUUUUUGAGAGCUCAACUACACUUCUCCACAGUAUUUCUUUGCGCAAUGCAGUUUAAGAAAUUUUAAAUCAUUUUCUACAUUUUUGUUAUGUUAUUGUGCUAGGUAUCUUUUAAACAUCUUGCCAUUUUCGUCUCUUUAUAACUGAAUAUCGUGGCAUUUAGGCCUCUUUAUAAAUCAAUAUCGUGCCAUUAGGCCUCUUUAUAACUGAAUAUCAUGCCAUUUAGACGUCUUUAUAACUGAAUAUCGAAAAAAUAAGACAAAUUCAAACUUUUAGAGAAAUAUUUUAAAACUAGUUUUAGCUCGCCAAACAUUGGCGACAGCAAUGUGUGAACGUCCCAUCUACUAAAGUUACUUUACAAAACAUAAACUCAAGUGACGCACAUUUAAGAAGAGCAAUAUUUGCCACAUCCUUCCCCCAUGAUACAUCACUGCACACUUUUUAUUUCACAACAAAAUCAAAUUAUAAUUUAAUUCAUUUUAUUAAUUAUUUAAAAAACCAAUGAUUCAUGUAGCAAAAGUCUCUUUAUUAAAUAAAUAACUCCAUUACUAACACACCCUUAUUGACCACGCCAUCGCUGCUGCUGCUGCUAAAACAUAACACCAUUAACAUCGCCAUUAUGCAUAAACAAAAUAUGCGUCACAAAAUACAAAGCAUAUAGCAAGCGCUACGAAAAUAAUCUCGGUGCAUAUACGCUGAGGAGGAAGCAACUGGAAAUGGUAGCAGUCACACCAGAAACGUAAAAUAUCUAAGAGAUAAUUUAAAAAUAAAGACCUAUCGCGUUCAUGACUGCAGAAGUGGGUACGCUAGAAGAGAGCGGCUGGUGAGCUAUUCAAAUAUUGUCAAACUAAGAUACUGUUACAACAAAACGGUAUUCAUUUAUUAGUGCCCGGGUUAAGCUUCUAUGUCUAGAACGCUCAUAAGAUGAAAUUUUAAUUUCAAGUAAUUUGACCACCCACGAUAUUUAUUAGCUCGUCUGGAAAACGGCGAUUUAUAUACAUAUAUAUAUAUAUAUAAUUAGCAUAGAGAAAAUACAGAAAUAUCGCGUGACUUUUGUACCCCCUCCUCCUGCCACUUGACAGUUUUGUGACCUCUGCUCUUUUCAACAUCGCAACUUUGGGCCUCAUAUGUCCACGUCCACCCCCCCCCCCAAACCCCCACCCCUAAAAAAAUAUAAUUUUUUUUUAAAAAUUGCUUUCCAGAAAAUAACCACACUUUUAAAUACCCCCUCCUCCUGCCACUUGACAGUUUUGUGACCUCUGCUCUUUUCAACAUCGCAACUUUGGGCCUCAUAUGUCCACGUCCACCCCCCCCCCAAACCCCCACCCCUAAAAAAAUAUAAUUUUUUUUUAAAAAUUGCUUUCCAGAAAAUAACCACACUUUUAAUAUCCACAGUUGAUUUUUUAAAGCUUCUUUCUUCGUGUGUUUUCUUUAAAAAUCCUUCCUUUGCAGACACAAAUGGGGCCUCUCCUGAACAAAAAGUUCAGACAGUCUCGGGAGAAGAAAUGGCCGACUCUAGGGCAGAGCAUCAGGGCCAACAAGCGAGUAUUUGUCUUCUACGCCCCUGUGAUCGAGUCGUCCCCCCACAACAAGCUCUACCAGCGGUACAAGUGGAUCCACAGCGAGAACUUCUACGGUAGCACCUGGCGGCCAUUCUCUGUCCAUUACGGCUGUGACGAGGUCAGUUGUGACUGUGUACACAGGUCAGUUGUGACUGUGUACACAGGUCAGUUGUGACUGUGUACACAGGUCAGUUGUGACUGUGUACACAGGUCAGUUGUGGCUGUGUACACAGGUCAGUUGUGACUGUGUACACAGGUCAGUUGUGGCUGUGUACACAGGUCAGUUGCGACUGUGUACACAGGUCAGUUGUGACUGUGUACACAGGUCAGUUGUGGCUGUGUACACAGGUCAGUUGUGGCUGUGUACACAGGUCAGUUGCGACUGUGUACACAGUGGACAAGCUAGGGUUUAUGUCGCCGGGGCGGGCCACAAUUUUUCCACGAAAAAAAAAAUUUGGUACAAAUGAUGAAAAAAAAAAAGAAGAGGAAAUUGUCCCCCCGGGCGACACAGGUCAGUUGUGGCUGUGUACACAGGUCAGGUGCGACUGUGUAAACAGGGGACAAGCUAGGGUUUAUGUCGCCGGGGCGGGCCACAAUUUUUCCACGAAAAAAAAAUUUGGUACAAAUGAUGAAAAAAAAAAAGAAGAGGAAAUUGUCCCCCCGGGCGGACCGGCCAUUUCUACAUUCCCCUUUCCUACGUCACCGAGUGGGCAUCUUUCAUUUGCUUGUAAUUUGUGAUUUCUAAAUCCCACAAAAUUUCAGAUUGCUUUUUUUUUUUUUUUUUUUUUUUUUUUUUUUUUUUUUUUUUUUUUUUUUUUUUUUUUUUUUUUUUUUUUUUUUUUUUUUUUUUUUUUUUUUUUUUUUUUAAUAUGAUACAGUGGACAUUAAAAUAUCAAAUAAUUAUUAACCUCCUUUUUUCAUUUUAGAUUCUUUCUCCGAAAAUCAAGCGCGCCAAUUAUACAAUCUUGAUUGUAGGAAGUAAACGGCAGCAACCAUAUUAUUUAUAAUUCCCGCUAAUUUCCUCUUGACUUCCGACGACGUGCCGGUGUAUACACACCAAAACACUCCCAUAAAGUUAAGGUGUAAAACCAGCAAAAGAUCGAACCAACAAGAUAGCAACUAUUAUCAAUAAAAUCAACACAUAUCUUAGCCAUGUAUACGUUAAAGUCGAUAAGUUUUGGAUAAACCAAACUUUGAUAAAUUGAAAUGCACGGAUUUUUGUAAGUUGUUGAAAGAUGGACAACGCUCGUGUGAAUCAAACCAAAAGGGGGAAUUGAAGGGAUAGUAUUUAAGUAUAGAAAUCCGGCAUUUGACUUUUGAUAUGUAAAAAUCUCCAUCCAUGACGAGGAUAUCCAUAAUUUCAGGUGGUCAAUCUGACAGCGGCCCGGUGCGAGGUGAGAAAGUCGAGGGAGCUCGUGGAGGUGUCCAUCAUCCCCGAGAAAGGUGGCUGCAUUGACAACAUGGCUGAGAAGUGUCGCCCGUUCCUGCACCAGGCUCUCAGGGCGUGCGAGGGGUUUAGAUUUGAGUAAGUCUCCUACGAGUACAGUAGCAACGGACAAAGUAGCAAAGUUCAAUAAUCAAUACAUAUUGUGAGUUUGUUCCAUUUACUAUUAGAUAUUUUAUAUAACCAAUGGCGAGUGAAAAUCUGAAGGGGAAAUUUUAAAAACAAACAAUUUCAUUGGUAGAAAUGCUGCAGGCAUUGAUUUAUAUUCGCGAAGUUUCCAACUUAAAUAAAUGCGUUGAAAAGCCGGGGAUUGGAGCUGGGGCGUCAUUUCAGGGUUUUUUUCAAGGGGGAUUGGGGGGGGGGCAAAACUAAAAAUUUGUCAGCUCGUUAAGUUAUUUAUUACUGGAGGUGCCACAGUACAUAGGACUUUAAAUCAAACCUGCAAAUUCAGAGAGGGGGGGGGGAGACAAAUGGCCCAACCUGCCCUACCCAAACGGCGUCCCUGGAUUGGACACCUGGAUACAUUUCGCCGGAGAUGAAAAUUCAAAUAAUACUAAUCCAAUUUCUUAAAUAAAUUUUGGUCGGAUAGGAUUAACAUUUAUCAAUGGCCAUCAUGUCUUAACCCCCACACUGUGACGCUGUAUGGGCUUUUAUCUAUUAGGCGAAACGAUUCCCCCAACGUCUUGCUCGUGGACUACCCAGAAGUCGACAGUGGCGCCACGUCGUCAGUGUUCCACGCUGUCUACCACCAGAAUGUACGAAACAUUCACAAACACCGAUCACAAUCAUGCCGUGUAAGUGUUUCUGUUUACAAUUACCGUUCACGCUUGUAGGUUUCGUGUAGAAAUGUUGCAUGCAAAAUAUGUGUGUUUAUAAAAUGGAAUUUUAAAAAAAAUAUUUAAAAAAAGAACAGGUUUAGAAAAAGCAUUUCUUGCACCCGAAUUUCCUUUUCUAACAUGUGCACUAUUUUCAGGACUCACUUCAAUUACGAUAAACUGUUUUGAAUUCAGUACAAAUUCAGUGGCAUAUUGCAUUAUUAUUUUGCAUUAUGCCCAAAUGUUUUUUGGUGUAGCACUUCACUGUAAAGCUAUCUGUCCUUAACGUUACCAUCAGUAGUGUAAGGUCCAAAUUUUCGCACAGGAAAACUGUUCAGGGUUCUAAACUCCACAGAUGCUUGAAAAAUCGGGGGCCGAAAUUAACUGCCAAAAAAGAGCAGAGCAUAUGCCACGUAUACUAGUGGCGCAGCCAAGGUUAAUGCCACCUGGGGUGGGCCAAGCCUUUUGCUGCACCCCCCCCCCUUUUCCAUGUAAAAAAACAACAAAAAACCUAUGCAGUUGGUUGCAAGUAGCACGCCUCAAAAUAAAGAAAAAGUGACCCGGGGCUGACCACUUCGUACAUUUAAAAUGUCUGUCUGUCGUACGUGAUCCUUGAACAGAUCUUAGCUUUGUUACUUACAUCAGAGCCGUUGCUUGACUUGGGGGGGGGGGGCGCCACCUGCCACUUUCUGGUUUUGUUCCCCCUGCAUUCAAAGUUGAUAGUUUUUUUAUUUUUUUUUUCAAAUCCCUAAGUUUGGUCCCUUUAGUUUCCGAGCGCCUCACCCCCCCCCCCCCCUUUUCCAAAAAAAAACAACAAACAAACCCGGCAGCUGAAGCGACGGUUCUGAUUAAUAUAAAUAACCUUCAAAAAAUUAAUUUAACAAAAACAAAAAAAAAGAACAAAAACAAAGGGUCGAGGGAUGAGGCGAAGAAAAACGAAAAUUUUUAUUGGGGUUUAUGCACUGGCCUCGGAAUAUGGGGGUGGAUAGUUGGGUCUGCAGUGAGGGAAGGGGUGGCGGGGGGCACAACUUUGUCGGGCUCCAUUUUUCAGUCUACUGCAUAAACUAUUUAUGGCUUAUUUCUGUGUGUGUAUUCUGUACUCGGUGGCCUUUUGGGGAAUUAGGGGGUGACGAAAGUUAAUACCACCCCGAGGCGUUGCAAACUCUUGCUAACGCAACUGGGGUUAUUUUUUUUACAUUUUAGUUUAUAUUUACCAGUUAGUGUUGUUGGUGUACUGACUGGCGUUUUGUCUGUGUCCAAUUUUUCUUGUUUACAGACACGAAACUGGUCGCAUGUGAAAGAUUGAUUUUUGUUUAAUUCUUUAUAUAGAUGUUAUAUAUAUAUAUAUACAUAUAUAUAUAUAUAUAUAUAUUUAUUUAUUUAUUUAUAUAUAUAUAUAUAUAUUUCCCAGGUCAAGGUCAAUGCAGCUGUGAGGGUCUCCCAAGAGGAAACGCUCUUUUUUAUUGGAAAGAAAAUAAUUGUUUACAGUCACAGUAGACGCGCUCAAGUGGGCGUGAGGUCAGUCCAACAUUACUAGUUCCGUGCUGAAAAAACAACUGAGAUAUCAUGUUUAUUCAUAUGCCUGUGUUUCUUUGUCAUUACUAAACCAGCCUUCAAUACCACUGCACUCCAAAUUUAUUUAAUUUUUUUAAAGAGAAUUACACGACUUUAAAUGGCACACGUCCCGGAAAUAUAGUUUGUUGAUGAUGAUAAUGACCGGGUGUCUCGAAAAGGACCCAAGCCCUAACCCUAGCUCUGGCCAAAACCCUAGCUCUGGCCCUAACCCUGGCUCUAGCCCUGGCCCUAACCCUGGCCCUAACUUUGUCCCUAGCCCUGGCCUUUGCCCAGCCCUAGCCAAGGAAAAGGUUGCAACCGGGGCAAUGACUGAAUGUUCAGACUGCCUUGCCAAAAAGGUAUGCUUGUAUUGAAGAUUGUUCAUAAAUGAUGACACGUGAUUAAAAUGACUAGGGCCUAAGCUACCCCCCCCCCCCCCAAAAAAAACAAAACAACGUAUAGCGCAGUGGCGUAGCUAGGGUCAUCUGCGCCCGGGGACAUGACACAAAGUCUGCGCCCCUUCUCGGACCGACUGAGUCUGUGGGCUCAGUUGAGCCCCCCCCCCCCCCCCCCACGAAAAAAAAAAUUUUUUUUUGAAAUUGUACGGUUUAUAUGGUUCAUUUUCGAAGUAUCUGGUAUUUUAAUGAAAUAGAAUACAGACUAAUAAUUCUCUAUACGAUUGUAAACAAUUUAUUUGAAGAAAAAAAAUACUCUACUAAUUAUAUAUGACUGGAAUAGACAUAGUCUACAACAAAUUGAUCCUCCUUGAUUUGACUGUCGCAAACUCGUCAAUCACGUUGUCAAAAUCAAUAUUCUCAAGUGCUUCUCUUUCGAUGCUAAGAAGUGCAAGAUCACUCAGACGAUCUUGUCCCAUUGAAGCACGUAAAUAAGACAGAAUAAGCUUCAGUUUGCUGAAGGACCGUUCACAGCUUGCAAUUGAAAACAGCAAUUGUUAGAAGUAUUUGCAUGCGCAGUGAAAUGCGCAGAUUCGGAAAUACGUCAUGUCCAUAUACAGUUCGGGUAGUGAGCACCAUUUCGCAGUCUCCGAUUUCUGUGCACAAUUCGGGACCAUUGACGUCAAUGUCGUAGAAAUUUCCAAAAUCUAAGAAAUUUUGACGAAGUGUAUCGACAUUUGUAACAGUGAGAAGAGAUUUGCGUCUAGUAAAAAUUCAAAUUUGGUGUUUAGCUUUUUUUAGACGUAAAAACCGUAUUGAUAUCUCCUGUUCAUAACACGUGCAGUUUGUUCGUCUGCAGAAAGUCCUGCAUCUCUUGCUAAUUCGCCAGGCAUCCUUCGAUGUCGUCUAAUCCUUCUGUCAACCUCGAUUCCCCAAUUGUCCAUUUUGUUUUUCCAUUAUCUACCGCAACCUGGCUCAAAUAAUCACGAAUGUUGACAAGUUCUUGCUCCAGCGAUUCAAGAUCAGAUGCUGAUUCCUUGAAAUUCAUAGUAGGAUCCUGCAACCGUUUCUGAACACGAUCAAUUUUCCCAAGUAUGAUGUUCCAGAAAUGUAACAAAACUAGGAAAUUAAAUUUUAAACACCUGCCAGCAAAGUUUCUGCAUCAGUUCUGGUUUCAGGCGUCAUUAGUUGCAUCUUCUGAUAAUUUUUCCAACAGCCCUACUAGUUCAUCUGGUCCUUCAUAAAUAGCUUUAACAGCUUCUGAUCGUGCACUCAAUCGUGUUUCAGACUCCCUCUUCACUGUGAUUGGCACAACUCUUUUAAUUCUUCCCAACGAGUUGUUGAACGAUAGAAAAACAAAUACCUACUUUCAGCUGUUCCAAAAAAGGUGAUAACAACUUAACUGGAUCCUGUUUAGCUGAGUGUACUCUUGCUAAGUUUAAGCUGUGGUUGUCACAGUUGACAAUCAAUGCUCUGUGAUUUCUGGCACAUAUUCGCUGUUGAAGGCCGGAUAUAUGCCCGGUCAUUACAGCAGCAUUGAUAUAACAUUGUGAACGACAGUCGGCUAGAGGUAUGUUAUUAGAUUCCAGUUUCUCUACGAUAAAUCUUUCAAGGCUUGCUGCGUCUUUGGAAUGUAUCUGGGCAAAACCUAAAAAUGAUUCUUUGAUGGUUACAUUUUUAGUUUGAAAAUCCACAUCCACAAAUCUGAUGACUUGAGAAAGCUGUUCCCGGUGUCCUAGAUCGGGUGUUGAAUCAAGUAAGAUAGCGUAGUACUUUUUUUUUUCUGAUUUCUCUCAACAGCUGAUUCGUUCAGUCGAUGCAAGUAGGUGGAUAAAUUCAUUUUGGAUUUCCGGUGAUAGAUAAGAUACUGAACCUGGAUUUUUUUCGGGCAUGUUGUAGGUGUUUUUCUUACAGUGGAUCAUACUGAGCAACGAGUUUGAUCACAGAGAGAAAGUUUCCAACAUUUUUAUCCUCGUCCUUAUGCAGAUGUUCCUCAUGGCCACGCAGUGCCAAGCCAAAUUUUGUGAAACUAGAAACUUAAUACAGGUAAGUAUUCUUUUCAAAAUAUCGCUCCAGCGUUGUUUUUCCAAUUGAAUUUGAGCUUGGACCUGGACACCAAUUCCAGUUUUAUCAAUUAUCCUCCGCUCGGCUUCCUUCAAUGUAGUAAAAGCUCUGCGGUGGCCGAGACUGUUUUCAUAAGACUGUAGUUUUUAUGGCUUUCUCCAUUUGUUGAAACCAUUGGUUAACUCAAAUGAAGAUCGUGAGUUUGAACUUGAUGUAAACACUAGACAGCAGAAACAAUAAGCAGCUUUAGUAAUUGGUGAAUAUCAUAGCCACGAGCGAUUUACUUCCUCUCCAUUUGCUAGUCGGCGUUUAAACCAUGACGUAGUAAUCGAACGUUCCCCUGCUACUGACGAUAGACUGCCUCUAUGCUGAAAGGGUAUAGAUCCCUGAGUUAUCAAUUCAUCCCGAAGAGGCUGUGGUAUUAUCGAUAGCUUUGUCCUUUGAUCAAAUUCUAAGUAGCCAACAUCAUGAAAUCUUAGGACAGCUGGAACAAGAACAACACCAUAUUUCGCUUCUUCAUCAAAAGAAAAUUCUUCAGUCUCAUUGUCCUCGUCACUGUCCGAAAGUUCGUCGUCUUGUUGAAUCUGUUCUACAACGACGUCUCUGGUGUUUUUCUCAGCAUAAACAGUAGCAUCUGUCUGAAUCAUAUCUUCUUGUAUGUUGUAAUCCUGGCGGUAUGGUUCAACCUUAUCGCUUUCGUGUUCUAAGACUGGCGUUGCAGGCGAUUGAUAACUGCCGUCAAGUGAGAGAAAGCUGCAGAUUAUAUUCAACUAGACGAAUACUUGUUAUCUAUCUUUCUCUUUUCAACGUAUGUGAAUAUUAUUCUAUCUUCCUUGCACUCAGGUAAAAUCCUAUAUUCGACUAGAAAAUCAGAUGCCACUUUCAGUAUAUGAAGAAUAAUAUUUGAACCCGAACUGAUCUUUGUUUUUAAAAAAACGCCAUCAGCAAUCCUACAUUGUGGAUGUGUCAUUUGUUUAUGAGUAGAAUGGCGCCCCUUAAUGCUCAUUGGGGGCGCAAAAAUCAUGCUUGCCAACUGGUUUGUAAUGAAGAUAUCUGUGGAGCUCCAAAAUUCAAUCUUGCAAACGUAUUUGGGAGACAUUAGUUUACACCAAAAUAAAAUUAAAUAAUUCGUUUUAAUACUCAUUUUGGGGCCCCCUAACGUGGCGCCCGGGGACUUAAUAUGUCCCCCCUCCCCCCCCUAGCUACGCCACUGGUAUAGCGCGGCAUUGGCCACGAAACGACAUCACUCUACCACAGUGAUAACUACACUUCUCAAAAUAAGAAAUUACAAUUUCAAUACACAGUCAAUUUAAAUCACAAUCGUUACCUUAAAAAAAUUGAAACAAUCCCUAAAAAUAAAGUGGUUUUUUCCCCUGUCUAAGUCCGUUAUACGUAUUUUUAAUUGUUUUAUUUUAUUUAAUAUUCAAAUGUCACACCCGCUUUUACACCGCAGAUUUAAUGCACCAACUAUUUCAGAAAAACAAAAGAAAAUAUUACGCAGCAAACGCAUUUGCGAUUUUUUUUUUUUUUUUAAAGAGUCUCAUUCGGCGCAGUUAUUUCGUGAAUUCAUUGCCAACAUAUUUCUUUAUAAUUUUUUUAUUUUAUUUAAUAUUCAAAUGUCACACCCGCUUUUACACCGCAGAUUUAAUGCACCAACUAUUUCAUAAAAACAAAAGAAAAUAUUACGCAGCAAACGCAUUUGCGAUUUUUUUUUUUUUUUAAAGAGUCUCAUUCGGCGCAGUUAUUUCGUGAAAUCAAUGCCAACAUAUUUCUUUCAUCUUCCCCUUAAAACAGGAAAAGCGUAUUUUGGGGGUUAGGGUGGGGCUGAAAAUUUGAAAGAAAGUGUUGUCAUUGUCAACGAGUCUAUGUGCCAAGUUUCAGCUCGAUGGGUUGACGGGGAGGUGGGUCGAUUCGCCUUGAUAAGAUUUCGCCACCUAGCCAGAAAGAAACACACGGGAAAAACGUGAAGAUAAUAUAAAGGAUUUUUUUUUUAAAAAUGAAUAUCACUUCAGCGGCCUCGAACCACUCCACCGACAAAGGCGGAAGUAAUGUUUCGAAAUGGUGGAGGGGUGCGAUGAGUGUGGGGGGAAAAUUGUACGGGAGAGUUUGGUAUGACACAAAUUUUAAAAAAAAAAAAAACUAUUAGUACGGGUCAUGUAGCGUUAAAUGUGUGGUUGCAUGGGGAGUUAGUUCAGUGUGUGUCAACUUGACAGCACGACAAUGAAUAGGGCUACACAUUCGUGGAGUUCAAAGUUCAAACACAAAGCAAAGCCAUAAAAUCAAACCAACGCACAUUAUCUAUUCUUGAAGUUUCAUGACUCCUGACCUUCUCUUGGGUGGAGGGAAGUGGGGUGGUUAAUCUGAUGCAUCGGAAACAGUUGAUGUCCAUAAUUUUAAACAAAAAAAUUAAUUGCCCAGGCAUGUCAGUUCCGAAAGUUUCCAGCGAUUAUGCACUACAGCAGUGGCGGAGCUAGGGCUAGUGCCGCCCGGUGCGGGUCGAAAAAAAAAAACCUGUGCAUUUGACCGAAAAAAAAGCCGCCUCUCCAUAUAAAGAAACCCCCUUUCCUACGCCACUGCACACUAUCUUUUGGUUAUUGGCGGGUACCGAAAUAAAUCGAAAAUGAUCAUUGUUUUGAUAUGUAAAGGUAUGUAUGCACGGAUGCAACGAUGUGUUCAUUACGCGCACUAAAUAACAUUCCCAGAAGUUUGCACUAAGUUGUGCGUUUUAAUAAAGUGCGUUACUUGAAUGCUUGUUUUUGUCAAGUAGAUUUAGCUGCAUGGGAAGUUUACGCAUCGCUGCCACCAUUUUUUUUUUGCGGAAUGUUUCUAGUUAUAUAAUAAAGGUGUUGGUAUGACUAUAUUUAAAAUUAUUUUUUUUAUAAGCACGUUAUAGAUAUAAAUAAAAUAAAUUUUAACACAUAAUUUUUUUGUGAAAGAAAAAGUAGUAAAUUGUAAGAAUAAAUACCUGAUCUCGACGAUUUUAAAGGGGCCAUUUCUAGUUUUGUAUCCAUUUGUUGUGUCCAGGGAUGCGCCCGACCUGUACAACAUAGACGCAGCUUACGGGGUGCCAGAACGCAACGCUGUACGGAUCGUUAAAGGUAACGGCAUACGUCGUCUUAAUGAAACGGCUAAUCCCCUAUGGCAGGCCCGCACAACUCAAAAUGUAAGGCGGGCCGUAAUACUUUAUGAAAAACGUGUGCGGACCAAAGGAAAAUAAAACAGGACUUGUGCGGGCCAAAACAAAAUAGGUCAGGAGGAAAGCUAUUAAGAAAAUAAUAAGAAUAAAGAGCAUUUCGAUACUUCGCGGGCCACAAAGUCGGUGCUGGCGGGCCGCAUGUGGCCCGCGGGCGGUAUGUUGUGCAGGCCUGCCAUAGUGAUAUAAAAGAGAUUCUUCUAUGACACAUAAAUAACGAUUUUCUUGAAAUGUGACCUUUUCAAUUCAUAUUGUCCCCCUAGCCCCGGGUGCUUCAAUGUUACGAUUUAAUCUCCUCAUGGAUACAAUCAUAUUAAGUGAUCUAUUUGACACGAUACAACGUCUGAUGUCUAGUUUUAUGCUGCAUGGCGUUGUCAAUUUUUGUUAUUUGUUUACGUGAGUCACCAGGGUUGUCAACUUCAAAAGUAAAAUAAAAUUGACAAACAAAUAUAAAGAUCUUAAAAAAUUUUAAGGGAAAACAUCUAUUUUCUCCAAUUUUUUUUUUCAAACAUUAAAUAUAUUCCUUUAUUUAAAUAUGGAGCUUAAAAAACCCAUUGAAACAUCCUUAACGUAUGUCUCUAUCUCAAUCAAGUACGGCCUACCUACAGUUUAAUCUCAGAGCCGCGGCUUGACUUUUCAAGGUUCCCUGCCAGUCUUUGUUAUUUACCUUUUUUUUUUUUUUUUUUCAAUUUAAAUACUUUUUUUUCCACAACCAAAGUUUUCACAACUUUAAAUAUAUUUUAUUUCCCUUCCCCCAAUUUUUNUGCCCAUUUUGUACGGACAAUCUUUCAAUUAUUAAGGACUUUUUUUCGGACAAGUCUUUUGUGUCAAAGUUUCGCGGGCUGGUCUUUCCUUUACGCCCGGUCGACUGACAAACCUGUGGAUCAUUGGCUUUUUUUUUUCUAAAAAAAUUCGGUUCUUCCAAGAAGUUUCGUAAUUAAUUUGAAUCAUUUACGAGAUAAUUUAAAAAAAAAAAAAAACAUAUAUAAAUGCAAAGAAUUCGGAAUGCCAAGGCUCACAAAGAAAAGAGUUGAGAGUCUUUUAUUUUUCUAUUGAAAUAUAGACUAAUGCUUAAUAUUGUUUUUAAAUUUUUUUAAAAAAUGAUUAUUAUCAGGCUAAUUUUGGUUGAAAAAAAAAAAAAACAUUUAUUGUAAUAAGGAUUCAUUCUUUAGGGUGUGAAACGUGGGAUGUGGAUGCGACUAGCUUGCUUCCCCUGUCAAGGGAGAGAAGAGCGCUCGUGACUUGUAACUUGGAUGCAGCGGUCGUUUGGCUUUCCCAACUUCAUACUUUUAAAGGUGAUUACAUCAUUCCGCAGUUGACAUGAUUAAAAUUAGUCAUUAGAUUAAGAAUAAGAGCCGACGGUUACAAAAUUUUUGGAUUUAACACUUCUGAAAUUUAAAAAAAUGUCCUGGUCACAAUGUUAUUCUAUGUAUACAUAUACUUUUUUAUUUAAAAAAACAUGAUCAUUGGAUGGAAGGAUGCAAUGUCACCACUGAAGGAUCUGACCCCACACCUCUCGUCAGCUGGGGGCUGCCCUGCCAACUGGACGCUGUCCUGCACUCUGAUGGGAAGCUAUUCGUGUUUAGGGACAACAGCUAUUGGAAAUAUACAGGAAAGGGGGUUGCUUCCCUUGAAGGACACACUUUAGACUGGACCAUCGACGCUGUCCAAUGUGGCAAUUCAAAUAUAUAGAUCGAUAGAUCAUGUCUUUUGAUUUUUUUUAAUGGUGGUGGUUGGGCCUCUCGGGAUUUACUCAUAACUGUUACACAAUAAACCAUCAGAUUUUAUUUACCGUGUUAGAAUUACUGAUAGAGUAGCCUAAGUUAGUUAAACUUUUGUCUAUUUAAUGUAGAUUACGGGUGGCCCACUUCAGUUAACAUUUUAUUUACCGCCGUGGCGCUCCACCCUGUUAUAAAAAUUACAAAAUUGCCAAAUAUAAUUAUAUAAAGAAAAUCUUCAUUCAGUACCCCCCCCCCCAAAUAAUACACCAGGGCUCUUAGCGGGCCAUACGGUUCACAAUGAGAACCACUGAACUAGACAGCAUCUGCUAAAUCUUCAACUUGGAUUUUUAAAAAACACACAAAAAAAUUAUUUACCGCCGUGGCGCUCCCCCCUGUUAUAAAAAUUACAAAAUUGCCAAAUAUAAUUAUAUAAAGAAAAACUUCAUUCAGUACCCCCCCCCCCCAAAUAAUACACCAGGGCUCUUAGAGGGCCAUACGGUUCACAAUGAGAACCACUGAACUAGACACCAUCUGGUAAAUCUUCAACUUUGAUUUUUAAAAAACACACAAAAAAAGUUACAAGGAAUGGGAAGUGCUGAGAAGGAUAUUGAAAUGUGUUUGCCAAGAAGGAUGUUGAAUUUUUCAAUCAUGUGUGCUGAAAAGGAUAUAGAAUGUGUCAAUCAUGUUUGCCAAGAAGGAUGUUGAAUUUUUCAAUCAUGUGUGCUGAAAAGGAUAUAGAAUGUGUCAAUCAUGUUGCCAAGAAGGAUAUUGAAUGUGUCAAUCAUGUUUGCUAAGAAGGAUAUUGAAUGUGUCUCAUGUUUACUGAGAGGGAUUUUGUAAUGUGUCAAUCAUGUUUGCUGGGGAUAUUGAAAUGUGUCAAUUAUGUCUUCUCUAAAAAAAA